AUGCCUAACAGACAUUGGUCUGGUGAUUCUGAUGAAUCAGAGACAGAGAGUGGAAGAAGCCUUUCCAGCUGUCAUACUGCAGAUACGGAUAUCACCAAGCCUGAUGAUAAAUUCAGUAGUAUAUCGGCUCCAAGCCUGAUUCCACGGUCUCGACGAAGUAUACAGCGGUCCCAACCACCACAUGAGGACAAUUCUGCUCAGAUCACUACUUCUAAGGGCCGUGUGUACGAGGAUCCGGAUGUUGAUACCACCGAGAGGCUCUCUGAUAUCGACCCAGAUUUCAACAAGGCUGAUGGCACAAAAAAAUUAAGGAACCGCGUAAUUGAUCGUUGGCAUCGAUUUUGCCAGAAAAGUUUAGAACGUGAACCGGAUUGCGCUCGAUGGAGCGACCCAGAAAACGCUCUUCGGCAAGCGUCCGCAGACUGUAUAUUUCAAUUCUUGAAAUGGUGUUUCAAACUAGAAUAUGGAAUAGACGGCCGAAAGCUGCCGGGAUAUGGCCAUGCGGGCACUUUCAACACCGAUUGGAAAUAUUUUCGAAUUUAUUACCAGAAUGUGUUAGGCAAAAAGAUGGAUAAAGCAAUGGAGAAGAGCCUCCGUACGGGCAGGCAAUGGUUAAUCAAGGAGAACAAGUUAGGUACCCAGCCACGAGACAAUGUCCCAGUGUACAUUGACGAUAUGAUCAAAUUCAAUGAGACGAUCCUGCAAACGCGCAAAAAAAGGUUUUUACUCGGCAUCCAAAGGAUCAUGUUGUGUCUGGCCCUGAUGCUUGGCCUUUUUACUGCGGGCCGCAAAACCGCGAUUUUGAAACUACAGUACAAGCAUCUUCGUAUUAGUCUACUCCGAAAUCCCUAUGGCGGACCUCCUAUACUCGACAUUGCCAUCAAGCCCGAGUAUGUCAAGUCCUUUCUUGGGAUUACAAAUCUGAAUACGUUUUCUUUUCCCGAGAUCAUUCUUGGUGUCUCCCUUGUGUUCAGUCCGCAUGUAUUUAUCAUGGGACUGUUGCUACAUGCGAGGGCUUUCAAGGCUGAUAUUCGAUCCAUGGAUGAUGUUCGAAGUCUUUUUGUAAUGCGUGGUUGUCAAGAGUUACCAUUGCCAUUAGAGGAGGCCAUGGAUGAUUAUUACCUGUUUUGUAAAGUGGACAUGAUCGAUGGAAAGCCCCAGAUCCUUCGGAAGGAGCCAAUGAGUGAUGGUCACUACAACAGCGCUAUACGGACCAUCUCGGAGAUUAUCGGACUCCUAGCAUGGUUCUUUUUCCAUCAAUUCCGGUAUGGCACAGGGGGAAUCCUUGACGAUACCGAAUGGGUGAGUGACUCUAAACGCAAUUUGGUCCUCCAUCAUGCCGAUACUUCCACCUUCCUCAAAUACUAUCGUCCCAGACAACAUACAGACAUGCAAGAAGCGGUCUUCGGGCUGAAGCCAGAUGAGGUCAUCCGUCGAGCUUUGACUAGCAUCUCGCGUUACGCUGAUAAACGACGACCACGUUACCUGGACGACACUCAAAAAGCUCUGGUGGAAGAUGAUCCCGAGUUGCAAACGGCUAUCAGUAACCGGGAUGCCCUGCUGGACAAAUUUCAGCAAACUCCUAAUCUCAUACUCGGACAGGAAGUCGCCGAAGCAGAACGUAACAUCAAAAAUACGCGGCAACGGUUGCGGUAUCGGAAGAAAAAGGAAGUCCGACAAGCCUUUAGCGACGAGCAAGCAGUCAAAGAUAUCAAUGCCCAGCGUGCUGGAGAGAUACUAUCCGAAGACGACGCUUUGAAAGAAUCAGAGUCGGAAGAUGAUACACCUCCCGAACAGACGAUGCUUGUGGAAGGGUUAAUGGCUGUCCCGGUAGAAUGGACGCUCGAAGGCGAAUGGAAGCGACGUAACGUUGGUACCGAAGUUAUUAUCAUGUAUUGUGAUUUUGAAGAAGGUGGACCACUUCGAGGCCGGCCGAAACGCAAGCGAAGCGAGAGAGACGUCGAGGGGCUUUCAACAGUAGAAGCAACUCCGACAGAAGUAUUGGAAGAUGAUGAACAGCCUCUCGAAAGGAAACGCAAAAACCAGGAGCCCCGUGAGACUCCCGAAAAACCCCUGGUUUGCUUCCAAUGUGGCAAAAAGUACAGUCAGUACCAGAGCCUUCUAAGACACUUCCGGCCAAAGCAUAUGAACGAUCGACGAUGCAAAUCCUGCGCCGAUGGAAUGGAGUAUCUUGAGCAGAUGCAUUGGCAAUGUCAUGUUGCUGCAGUACACCAGUUGAAUGUAUAA
Molecule: messenger RNA, 2247 nt
Organism: Talaromyces amestolkiae
Lineage: Eukaryota; Fungi; Ascomycota; Eurotiomycetes; Eurotiales; Trichocomaceae
Exons: 5
Coding region: 1-2247 (748 amino acids)
Source: RefSeq, a predicted model, not a curated record